Messenger RNA from Spodoptera litura, 2612 nucleotides. Its product is annotated as synaptic vesicle glycoprotein 2B-like. The record is from RefSeq and is a predicted model, not a curated record. Gene Ontology annotation, biological process: transmembrane transport. Gene Ontology annotation, molecular function: transmembrane transporter activity. Lineage: Eukaryota; Metazoa; Arthropoda; Insecta; Lepidoptera; Noctuidae. Gene Ontology annotation, cellular component: membrane.
GUCAUAGUUAUCUCAUGAAAUGUAUCUGAGAGUAUCUGCCGUCAACCCACAGGGUUCUACUAUCAGUAUUUGAUUUACUUGAAACUAUAUUUAAGCGUGCACCGGUCCACGACCGCCAUUCCACUAUUCGCCAUUCCGUUACCGAUACGCGGCAAAAAGUAGGCUACUCCAGCUAAAAAAAAAACGUAAACAAUUAUCACAAACAACUAAAAUUAAAACUAUUAUUAAAAAAAAAGUAUUCACUCAAGAGUUCCUAAUUCAAAAAUAUUAAUCGUGUUUUAUAUUUUUAAAAAUGGCGUUCGCCGUUCCAGACAGUAUUUCAAAGAAAAAUACUUUUGAAGAUGCCUUGGACCUCACAGGUUUCGGCAAAUACAAUGUGGGUAUGCUGAUAACAUGCUGCCUGCUGAUCCUGGCUAUGUACCUGGAUAUCUUUGGUUUCUCCGUCGUACUACCAGCUAUGGCUUGUGACAUGUCGCUCAACACAUCACAGCAGGGUCUACUGUCUGCUAUACCUCUGAUAGGUGUAAUCCUAUCGUCCUACGGUUGGGGUUUAUGCGCGGAUACAACAGGGCGACGAAAAACUAUGCUCUUAGCAAUGCCAAUCGGUUUCAUCCUCAGCCUUGCAGCUACCAUGGCGCCAAGUUUCGCGAUAAUGGCUGUCCUUAAGUUUCUGUCUGUGUCAUUCUCAGCAGCAGCAAACGCAGCAGCAUUUGUCCUGUUAGCUGAGAGUGUACCGAGCAGACACCGAAGCCGGUUCAUGUUCCUCAUGGCCAGCGCUACUAUGGUGGUGCAACUUAUUAUUUGCUCCUUCGCCUUACCUAUUUUCACACUGGACUUCGCCUACGAGAUCUCCUGGCUAGGCGUGGUGUAUAGACCAUGGCGCAUGUUGAUGCAAAUCAUCUGCCUUCCAUGUGGUUUGGGCGUCUUAUUCAUGAUCUUCUUGCAAGAAAGUCCCAAGUUCCUCCUCAGCAAGGAUAGGCAUGAUGAAGCGUUAGAGGCGUUCAAGGCUAUAUACAGAUGCAAUACUGGACAAAAGAAGGAUAGUUAUUCUAUCAUGCACGUGUACCUAGAAGAAGCGUCAGCAGUCAGUUCUGCUGAAACCUCAGUGCUAAGGAAGGUGUGGAACCAAACCGCUCCUCUGUUCAAGCGCCCUCUGUUGAAGAACUCAGCCAUCUUGUACUAUCUGCUGCUUACUGCUUACAUGACAUCAACUGGUUUCACCAUGUGGGUGCCGACUAUGACCAACGCUUAUUUCACUGGCGAUGAAAGCCACCACGGUCGCACCUUCUGUGAAGUCGCUAGUCAGAGCACGAAGACAGGGUCCAGUAAUAGCACUGAAUCUGGAAAUUGCACAGGCAGCAUUGAACCCAGAGCAUUAUACGCCACAAUGAUAUACUCAGGCGCUUCAACAGCACUGAUGAUCUGUCUUUCCUUCAUCGUGGGCGUCAUGGGAAAGAAGAAGAUCACCCUCACUGUCUUCAUCAUAUCGUCGACUGCUGGAACAUUGCUGCUCUUCAUCAAAGUUCCAAUGCUAAGCAUCGCUUUGUUCUUCGUUUUCUUAUACGUCGCUCAAAUUCUCGGAAAUGUGAACACUUAUCUGGUUGAGCUGAACCCUACACAUUUGAGGGGUAUGGCAACGUGUUUAUCAGUGGUAGUGGCUCGUGGUUCUGGAUUCUUCAGCGUACAGAUCAUCGCCAGCCUCCUGGGUGACUACUGCAUGCCUAUGCUUAGUGGAUACGUCGCCUUAGUUAUGUCUGGAUUCGUAGUAGCAACAUUCCUACCAUCUGACUCAGAACCAGAAGAACAAAAGAAUGAAAUAGAAAGAAAUGAAUCGGAAGACGUUGAGAAUCCUAAAGUUUAAACUCAAUGUUAUUUAAUAUUUUAUAAUUUUUUAUUGUGAUCUGUCAUUUUUCAGUACUUGGAAAAUUGGAUCUAUUAUUAUUUGAAUGUCUAUGACAUUCUUUGUUAGUUUUUUGGACCGUUUUAGGCUUCCGAUGUAGAUACAGGAUAACUACCAAAAACUGAUUUUAUUAAAUCAAGGUUGCUGGAUCGUGUAAAUGUUAUUUAAUGCAUAAAUAACGUUUCCAAACAUAAAUUUCUUGUAAAACAGUCUUAAAAAGUGUGAGACUAAAUUUUACAACGUUAAGUAAUAGCCAUUGUGCUGUUCACGCACCAUCAUAACUAUUGACAUAACAUAACAUCAUGCCUUUUUAUGCUCGAAGGGGUAGACAGAGGUGCACAUUGUCACCGUGCAUUGUAACACCCACUUUUUUUUUUUUUUUUUUUUUAACAAAUCUUUGAACGAUAUCAAUUGACAAAGGAAAGUGCGAUUUCUUUUUAACUAAAGAAAUAUCUUAAUUAAGGAAAUGCACUUUUUGGCACACUAUGAGUAGUAGACAAUGUAAGAUGAUGAUUUUUAGCUCAUUGUAGAUAGCAUAUAUUAGCAUUGUAGAUAGGAUAGUCUUUGUAGAUAGUUCAGUAGUGUAUGCUUUAAUAUUGUAACUCGAAUUUAAAUAAUUAUUACUGUUAUUUUGUCUGUCGCAGUACGAUUAAUGUGAAAUGUUAAUGAAUUGUAAAAACUUGACGAAAAUAUAUUUAAUAUAUUAAAUUAA